Molecule: messenger RNA, 1323 nt
Organism: Dictyostelium purpureum
Lineage: Eukaryota; Evosea; Eumycetozoa; Dictyosteliales; Dictyosteliaceae
Exons: 2
Coding region: 1-1323 (440 amino acids)
Source: RefSeq, a predicted model, not a curated record
AUGAAAAAAAUAAAAAACCCAGUUUUAUCUAAAUAUACCCAUAGAAUUCGAAAUAAAUUCAAAAGAACGAGAAAUAAUACCAAUAGAAAUAAUAAUAAUAAUAUUAACGACAAUAAUAAUAAUAAUAAUAAUAAUGAAAACAUUAGCAGCAAUAUAAGCGAUAAAAGCAGUGGUGAUAGUAGCAGUGAUAGUAGCAUCCUUCAUAGAACAGUUCACAAUGCCCAUCACAAUGCAAAUGAUUAUAGUGACGAAGAACAAAGCGAUGAUAGCGAAAAUAGCGAAAAUAGUGAAAAUAAAGGGAAUAUCGAAUUAAAGAAAUUAAAGAAAUUAAAAAAGAAUAAAAACCUGCAGGAUAUAGAUUUAAGCUUAUUACUUCAAGAUGAAAUUUAUGAUCAAGUCGAAGAAGAUGUUUUAAAUACACUAUUAGAAUAUACAACUGAAGAAGACCUUAAAAAGUUUAAAAAAUACUUAAGGAAAAAAGAAUUAAGAUCUUCAAAAUCAACAGAAAAGGAUCAUAAUGAAUCAGAUGAAUAUUCAAUAGAAAGCGAUAAAAGUAUUGAAAGUGAAGAAAGUGAAGAAAGUGAAGAAAGCGAUAAAGAAGAAGAUAAAGAUCUACUAGAGUUAUCACCAUUUUAUUAUGAAGAUGACUAUGGUUUUCAUGAAUAUUCUGAUGAUUUUAAAUUAAAUAUAGAAGAUAUCGAAUCAAAUAGACAGGUAUUAAACGAAUCACUAGCAAAUUCGGUAUUAAGGAGGAAACCAUCAAGACUAUCAAAAUCAACUUCAAUAUCCAGCACCAAAUCACUGCCUAUUACUAAAAGUGUUAGAUCACCAAUAUCAUUAUCACCACGUAUAGAAUCAUUACCGACAACACCCAUACUAUCACCAAAGAAAAAACCAAGCACUGUGCCUACUCCUACCGCUACUGCACCAACAACACCAAAUUUAAGGGAAUCAAUAAAGAGAAAGGCUAAAUUAUAUUUAAUUCCCCCGAAACUAUUAAUGCAAAUGGAUGAUGUCGAAAUGAUUAAAGAGGAUAUUUGUGCAACCGAUCGUUCAUUAGCUGGAUAUAUUAGAACUGGACUAUCGAUCACUGGUUUGGGUGUUGCCGUUCUGUCGAGAAUAGGUGUAACAACCAAAACACUUAUUGUAUCAAUAAUAUUUUUCGCCUAUGGUAUUUCAUUAACAAUUAUUGGCAUAAGAAGAAACAAAGUACUCUCAAACUAUUUAAAAAAGGGAUAUAUGAAACCAUCGAUUAUUUCAGUUAUUUUAGUUACAUUAUUAACAUUUGUUAUUAUUGGCUCUUCAUAUUAUGUAAUUGCCUAA